UCAGCUGCACCGAGACUUCACUAAUAUGAUUGCAAAACUCCCAAAGUCCUAUUUCAGAUCCACUGAGAGCCUUCCUGAGGUGUGCAGCAGAGGUCCUGAGGCCUCAAACGCAGUGGAAGAGGUGUGCAGUGACACAAAGAAGACAGAGUCUACUGGAAACCAUCUGAAAACGGGAAAUGGCCUAAGCAAGGUGGUGCAGCUAUCCAAUGAGAGCCGUCCUGAGGUGUGCAGCAGUCCUGAGGUGUGCAUUAGAGUGCCUGAGGUGUUCAUUGGAAGUCCCGAGGCCUCAAACACAGUGGAAGAGGUGUGCAGUGACACAAAGAAGACAGAGGCUACUGUAAACCUUCUGAAAACGGGAAAUGGCCUAUGCAAGGUUGUGCAGCUAUCCACUGAGAACCGUCCUGAGGUGUGCAGCAGUCCUGAGGUGUGCAUCGGAGUGCCUGAGGUGUUCAGUGGAGGUCCCGAGGUAUGCAGUGGAGUGCCUGACAUGUGCAGUGGAGUGCCUGAAGUGUUCAAUGGAGGUCCUGUGGUGUGCAGGGGAAGUCCUGAGGUGUUCAGUGAGGUGCCUGAGGCACCAAACGCAGUGGAAGAGGUGUCCAGUGACAAAAAGAAGACAGCGGCUGCUGAAAACCUUCUGAACACUGGAAAUGGCCUCAGCAAGGUGAUGCAGCUAUCUACUGAGAGCUGUCCUGAGGUGAGCAGCGGAGUGACCGAGGCGUUGAACUCAGUGGCAAAGGUGUCCAGCGAAACAAAGAAGCGGAAGAAAAAUGGCGUUCUGCGAUUCUUCCGACGUGUGUGGAAGUUCUUCACAUGCACCAUCAGCCUCCCCAAAGAGGACUGACUCAAGCACAAACACACACACACACAACUCUGGGACACACUCUGCAUCUGAAUUU
Coregonus clupeaformis (lake whitefish) is the source of this 896-nucleotide messenger RNA. RefSeq lists its product as uncharacterized. The transcript has 2 exons. The record is from RefSeq and is a predicted model, not a curated record. The coding region runs from base 26 to 841 and encodes 271 amino acids. NCBI's taxonomy places the organism in Eukaryota, Metazoa, Chordata, Actinopteri, Salmoniformes, Salmonidae.